AUGAUUCUUCUGGUGCUUCUUGCUACCUUCCUCAAGUUCUCCUGGACAACAGUAAAUGGGCUGCAUUGCGAUCAGAUGCUCCACUCUCAUCAGCCCCCUUUGAAUGGUAUUCCUAGCAAGCUCCUAAACAGUGUAAAGCCGGCAGACGUGGCGGGUUUCGCCUCUAUCGGACUGCACAUGCACAGCACUAAGUUGUCCAAUGUAGUAUCAAGACUACAAGAGCUGAUGAGCAUGUUCAAUCCUGCACUGAUGGAUGCUUAUUUGGAAGAAACGGACAUUAAUGCCCCUCAGUUUGCAAGAGGAGGCACAUUGCUGGAGCAAGCAGAAGAGGCAUCACGCUACCUCCAGAACAAUCCGCAUUCUUGGAAACUGUUACUUCUUUUUGUGCAAGUGGACCAGUUCUAUGCAUGUGACCAGCAGGAGGUUGAGGCCGUUAUCACAUCAGCCAUCAGCGAGGUGGACGCCGGCUUACAGCUGCUGCGUGAUCAGCUGAAGCGGACUCUUGUCAGUGUUGCAUUAUGGGAUGGAGAGAACGACACUUUCCAAAACAAGUUGUGUCCAUGUUUGGAGCAACAUCAAGACGGAGAGGUCAGACUUGUAAAAGCCACGCUGACUCAUGCCCUGCAGGCAUCUUUGGAUGAGCUCCUGGUGAAGAGACGCUGGUACAGCGGCAAAGACGACUUCGGUGUCAUCCUGCAGAAUAAACCGCUGGUCACACACCUCUCUCCUACUAAUGUGAGUCUUUUCAUGUCUUUCAUUCACUUUAAUGAGGGUUAUGAAGAGAUUGGGAAGCCUCUUUCCGAGUCGCAAGCGUCACAUGAGGCCGAUAAACUGAUGUUGCACUUGUGGACCAACCUGCUGCAGCCCGCAAGUGACAAACAUAACACAGACGACAAUGGAAACAUCAUCGCGUUGCAAUGUCCAACUGUGGACCGUCCCUUCCUGAGGACGGAGGGAAACUCUCCUACAAGUCACGGCGGCAACGCCUCUCCUGUCAUCCGUCCAAAUACAGGCACACCCAUGCACUGCGAGGACAUCGGCCCUUCCCAUUCCACACCCGCCUCUGUGCAUGAACUCAGGCCAGGAGAUAUCAGAGUGGUCGCUGCUGUGGGAGACUCUCUGACAGCAGGGAACGGAAUUGCAUCCAGCCCAGCAAACGUUCUGGAUGUCUUGACCCAAUACAGAGGUUUAUCGUGGAGUGUUGGCGGAGAUGACAACCUCACAACUGUAACAACUCUGCCCAAUAUAUUAAAGCAUUUUAAUGCCAACGUGACGGGUUACUCCGUUGGGAGGGGGAAACAAUACACACCUCAAGCUUUUCUCAACCAGGCUGUUGCUGGAGCAAAAAGCAAGGACUUGCCAUCUCAGGUGCGAGCCCUCGUGGCGAGGAUGAAGAAUGACUCUAGCAUCAACUUUGGGUCCGACUGGAAAGUGAUCACUGUGUUUAUAGGUGGAAAUGACCUCUGUGACUACUGCUACAAUUCUCUCUUUUACUCCGUGGAGAGUUAUAUCCAAAAUAUCCAAGAAAGCCUGGAUUAUCUCCACAAAGAGGUGCCUCGAGCUCUAGUCAACUUAGUCGAACCCCUGCACAUUAUCCCCUUGAGAGAAAUGCAUGUGGACGCCUCACUCAAAUGCCCCACCUGGCUUGUCAAUAUUCUGUGCCCUUGUGUUAUCUUACCAAAGUCCAAUUCUACAGCACUGGAAAAACUGGACCAACUAAAUAGAAAAUAUCAGCUGAUGCUGAGCGAGCUGGUCGAGUCCGGUCGUUACGACACUCGGCCGGACUUCACUGUGGUCACCCAGCCUUUUUUCAGAGAUAUCAUCGUUCCCAGACUGCCGGACGGCCGCCCCGAUCGCUCUUUCUUCAGUGCCGACUGUUUCCACCUGAGCCAGAAGGCCCAGACUCAGAUGGCUCGCUCCUUGUGGAACAACAUGCUGGAAACACUGGGAAACAAAACGUCCUUGCAGGGUUUUUCCGGAGACAUUCAACUGAAAUGUCCAUCAAAGACUUCCCCAUUCAUCCGAACCUAUCGCAAUAGCAAUUACACAUACGCUGCUCCUCCGCCAACACCAGCACCUAAUACAAACUGGGGAAGUGACUUCUCCUGUGUGGACCUUGCUCCAUCUCAGUCGGUGCCAACAUCGGUUCACAAGCUCAGACCAGCAGACAUCAAGGUGGUGGGAGCAGUGGGAGACUCCACGACGGCCGGCACUGGUGCUAAAGCGAAGAAUCUGUUAGAGCUCAGUAGAGAAUAUAAAGGCGUGUCUUGGAGCAUCGGAGGAGACCGCACACUGGACACGGUCACAACACUGCCAAACAUCCUAAGAAAGUUCAACUCAGCCCUGAAGGGCUUCUCCAAAGGUCAGGGUUCAAGACAGAAGGGCUUCAACAUGGCUGCAGCAGGAGCCAAGGCCUCGGACAUCCCAAACCAAAUCCAAGCUCUCAUAAAGGCCAUGCGAGAACACAAGGAGGUGAACUUUGACAAGGACUGGAAACUUCUGACAAUAUUUGUAGGAGGAAAUGACCUUUGCCAUUAUUGCAAUGACCAAAAUAAUCUGUCCCCCAGUAAUUACAGACGGAAUCUGAUGCUCGCUUUGGACAAACUCUACCACGAGGUGCCCCGGUUGCUGGUCAAUCUAGUGGAGAUCAUGCAGAUCGACACAUUAAAACAAGUCAAGAAAAACACCCUGGGAUGCUCCUUGCUUCAGAGAACUUCCUGUCCUUGUGUUAUUAACCCAACUGAAAACUCCCCAGAGAUAGAGGAGGUGAAACGAAUCAAUCUGGAAUACCAGGCUGAAAUUCAUAAUCUUAUUUCUGGAUCUCGUUACGAUGGGAAAGAAGAUUUUGCUGUUGUUCUUCAGCCAUUUUUACACAAUUCCUUCAUUCCUUUUAUAGGCGAAGGGGAAGCUGACACCACUUUGUUCUCUGUGGACUGUUUCCACAUCAGUGAGCGAGCUCAUGCCGAGAUGUCCAUUGCGCUGUGGAAUAACAUGUUGGAGCCUGUAGGCAGGAAACAGGCUUAUAACAACUUCACAUAUGACCGCUCCAAGAUUCACUGUCCCACCGAGUCCAGCCCCUUCCUCUUUACUAAAGUCAACAGUGCGCGUCGUCAACCUUGGACCACCACGGCCGCCUCCCACACCACCAGUACGACACAAACCGUGGUCAUGCACCGUUGUGCGACCCCCUUGCCGCUGUGGGUUCCUGUGGUGGUGGGAGUUGUUAGUCUACUGGUGGGCAUCGCCUUUGCCUGUUUCACGUGCUCUUUUGUGCUUCAAAGGAGAAGCAAAAUACAGUGCCCAGUAGAAAUGAAAGCAACAGGAUUCUAAUACAAUUAUCAGCAUUAAGUUGUCUCAAUGCCCGCAUGCAUCACACCUGGAUGAUUGGACUCUUAAGCCCACCUCGUCAGCCUCGCCCCAGUCUCGCUCUCUGCUGCUGUAUUUGAAAGCGGUGACUCCAAACCACUGUGCCGUGAGCGCUCAACACGUGCCAUAGGAACACUAGUCAAUUAUUUACUACUGUUCGUCUAUCUAUGCCAGAGACGUAUCGUGGCAAGCAGAACACGGAAAUGCGGCAGAAGGUCCGGUUCACUUGUGUAUACACCUGUUGCCAUUAUCCAUACAACAGAGAAUGAAGCUUUGUGUUCAAACAGGCCCACAUUUUUAACACCAAAACAUCUUUACUUCUGCAAAUGUACUUUUUGUAUGUUGGUGUCCCGCAAGAUUUUUCUACUGUAAAAUAUGCGCCUUGGCUCAAUUAAGGUUGGGAAACACUGUUUUAAAGGACUUCAUCUUCAAAAUCUCUAUCAGGGCGCAAACAAAAAUGUUGU
This is a messenger RNA of Phycodurus eques (leafy seadragon), 3830 nucleotides long. RefSeq names its product phospholipase B1, membrane-associated-like. Gene Ontology annotation, molecular function: retinyl-palmitate esterase activity; A2-type glycerophospholipase activity; phosphatidylcholine lysophospholipase A1 activity. The transcript is spliced from 42 exons. Bases 1 to 3330 code for a protein of 1109 amino acids. NCBI's taxonomy places the organism in Eukaryota, Metazoa, Chordata, Actinopteri, Syngnathiformes, Syngnathidae. Gene Ontology annotation, biological process: phospholipid metabolic process. Gene Ontology annotation, cellular component: brush border membrane. The record is from RefSeq and is a predicted model, not a curated record.